AUGGUGGGUUUCUACAAGUCUGUACUUGUUGGAUUAGGGUUGUUGUCGGUGGCCAGCUCUUCCUUGAUCGACUUGGACUUGGACUUGGAUCUGGAUCUGGAUCUGGAUCUGGAUCUGGGAUUGUCUCUUGGAAAUGACCAGUGCUCAAAUCCGACUGAGCGCAAAGAAUGGGGAGAAUUGACGCCCGCUCAACGGAUCGAGUAUACCGACGCGGUCCUUUGUUUGCAGAAGAAGCCCCAGCAUAUCCCACGAGAAGAAUACCCGGGAGUGCGCAAUCGAUUCGACGAUUUUGUGGCCACCCACGUCAACUACACCUUGAACGUCCAUUAUAGUGGUCUCUUCCUCCCGUGGCACCGUCACUUCCUAGCACUCUGGGAGACCGCCCUACAAGAGGAAUGCGGUUACUCAGGAUCUGUCCCAUACUGGGACUGGCCGAAAUGGGAGCGCGACCUCGCAGGAAGCCCGCUGUUCGACUGCAGUGCGAGCUCACUCUCCGGCGACGGCGAGUACGACCCCAGUGAGCAAGGCCUCCAAGGCCCGGGCGUUUACAUUCCCCGAGGUAGCGGCGGUGGUUGCGUUCGCUGCGGACCGUUCAAAGACAUGCAAAUCCACAUGGGCCCCUUCCCCCGCAACCUGCCAGAUACGACAAAGAUACCCGCUCCAGCCUUUGAUUACAACCCGAGGUGCUUCAAUCGCAGUUUGAACAAUUUCGUCGGCACCCACUACAACAAUGUCACCAUUGUCGAUCGGCUCCUCGCAUCGACCGACAUCAAUGACUUCCUCACCGUCAUGGACCACUGGCCUGCGAAGCCAAAUGGAGUGCUCGGCGUCCACGGCGGUGGUCACUUCAGUCUGGGUUCGACCCUACAGGAUCUCUUCACGUCUCCCCAAGAUCCGGCCUUCAUGCUGCACCAUGCGAUGAUUGAUCGGCUAUGGGGCAUUUGGCAAAGCAAGGACGUGAAGAACCGAAACGCGCUCAAUGGAACGGAUAAAAUUCUUAACCCGCCGACCGCGAAGAUCGUGACGCUCGAUACAGACAUGGAGUUCGGAGUUCUCGGUCGGCCUCGAUCGGUCGGCCGAUCCAUGAACCCAACGCAAAAUGGGUACUGUUACUCGUACACUUGA
Penicillium brevicompactum is the source of this 1125-nucleotide messenger RNA. Its product is annotated as tyrosinase family protein. Gene Ontology annotation, molecular function: oxidoreductase activity. Bases 1 to 1125 code for a protein of 374 amino acids. The transcript has 4 exons. NCBI's taxonomy places the organism in Eukaryota, Fungi, Ascomycota, Eurotiomycetes, Eurotiales, Aspergillaceae. The record is from RefSeq and is a predicted model, not a curated record.